Molecule: messenger RNA, 724 nt
Organism: Moneuplotes crassus
Lineage: Eukaryota; Ciliophora; Spirotrichea; Euplotida; Euplotidae
Source: the annotation of a GenBank genome assembly
UCGAACAAUAUGGGGUGUGGGUGCUCAGGAAAUGUGAAAGCUUCUCUUCCGGUCUCGGCCAGGAAAUAUCUCUGCAAACUAACAGGAUAUGAACAGGAUGAUCUUCAAAACGGGAUUUUGAUGCUAGAUAUGACAAAGAAUGAGGAUCAAGAAGUUCUGAAAUAAUCUAUCAGAUAUGAAAAUACCCAAAUUUGGAGCUAUAAAGCUUAAGAAUGUUAUUAAGGAGGACAUUAAACUGAUCAAUCAGGUUGCUGUAAACAGCAUUAAUUCAAAUUUGUACAUUUUCUCCUUGCGAGCUGUGCAAUCUAGGGUUCCUCUCGAUUCACGACCGAUUCUAAAGCUGGCGUCUCGAGUUACCCAAAGAUUCACCUUACGGAAUUGUAAGAUUGAAAAAGACUACAUCGCAAAGGUGAUAGAAGCAUGUUGUCAAGCAGAAAAAGUCUCAUUCCUAAACUGUGUAUACACUGGUGAAAGUGUCUUCGAUAUAAAGACAACUUUAAACUUCAGAAUCUCAACACUUUGUUUUCAUAAUAAAGAGAAGAAGGAGAAGUUCCAACUGGACGAUAUCAAAAAGCUUGCAAUUAAGAUGCAGGAUACAGGACUUGUAGAAAGCUUACAGACCUUUAGUGUCCACGACCCUAAUGAUAAGGUCAAGAUUCGAGCUAUUCUGAACGAUUUCGGCUUUGGUAAGGUCAAUAUUGAAGAAGUAUCUGAGAGUGAAUAA